Messenger RNA from Candidozyma auris, 1017 nucleotides. RefSeq lists its product as uncharacterized. The record is from RefSeq and is a predicted model, not a curated record. The transcript has a single exon. NCBI's taxonomy places the organism in Eukaryota, Fungi, Ascomycota, Pichiomycetes, Serinales, Metschnikowiaceae. The coding region runs from base 1 to 1017 and encodes 338 amino acids. Gene Ontology annotation, molecular function: protein binding.
AUGAGUCGCCUUCUUUUCGACCAUGACUCUCGGUUGGCAUAUAAGAAAGUAAUGCCGAUCUUCACCAACAUCUACGACAACCUCGAUGCGCCCAAUCAGAUCAGACUACCUCAUUACACGAAAAAUGAGGACUUGAUGACUCUUCGAUCGGUGUUGCGUGAUAUCAGAGCAUUGUCCAGCUCUGUCAACAAAAAUCUAGUGGAUCUUGAGAAUGAGUUGAUUGAGCAGGCGGCAGAACUAGGCAACAAUGACGCCAUCGCCAUGUUGGCCUUCGAAGCAAUAGGACUGCCAGACACCACAAAAGAAGAUUAUGAACAUGCCAACAAGCUUAUAAAGGAGCUCCAGGAUGUCAAGCACCCUCUUGUGUUCAAAUUAGCUGGCGAUUUUGCAUUCUCCAAGGGCCACCACGAGCAGGCAGCACAAUACUGGAAUCAGUUUUUGGAACUUGAGGACGACUCCAUCAUCUCCAGUCAUGUUUACACAAGCUUGGGCAUGUACCACUUCAAUUAUACGGCUCUGCCCAACUUGACAAAAUCUAGAGAAUACUUUGAAAAGGCAGUCAAGCUUGGUGAGCUCGACACCACCAUCGUAAAGGCUCACUUUUACUUAGGUCAACUUUACUCAUUGACUGAUCCAGUAAGAUCACGCUACCAUCUCGAAAUAAGUGCAUCAAAGGGCCUUCAAGAGAGCUUUCCUUCGCUUGGGUUCUUAGAACUCAACGUCUUUGACAAUGCCGCUAAAGCCAUUGAAUGGUUUAAGCUUGGCGUCGAAGGAAACAAUGACAUCACAUGUCUAGUAGGCCAGUUUGAUGCUCAUAUGAAGACCAAAAAUUUCAAAAAAGCAUCAAGUAUACUUGCCAACCUUACUGACCUUAAGCAAAAGUUGGACGCACUUGCUAAGCGACAAUUUAAAACAGUUCCUGAAGCAUUCAAAACUCAUGCUGAAACCAAUCAUGCAUUACUUGCAAUCUUCUUCGAUACACGCAAAGAAGUGAUUCGCAAGCUCACGUCAUCAUAG